CGGCGAGAAAUGAAGGGAGCAAGCAAGGGACUCGGACCCAAAUAUCUUCUCGAACUAUCCGCGAACUUCCUGACCCAACGAGACCUACGCAGCUGCCGAAGUUACGCCCUCGAAGCCCGAGAUUCCGACCUGAGGAUUUCCUCCGUCGCUGACCAAAUCAUUUCCAUCGCCGACGUCCUGCUCGCCGCAGAGCGCCGCUUCGGAAACGGCCUCCUGGACUACUUCUCUAUUCUCCAAGUCCGCCGCUCCGACUCCGGGAACCGGGAGCUCCUUUGGACCCAGUUCGAGAAGCUGGCGACCCUCCUGAACCCGACCGUCAACAAGUUCGCAUUCGCCGAGGAGGCCGGGGUCCUCGUCCGCGACGCCUGGUCCGUGCUGUCCGACCCGGAAAAGAAAACCCGGUACGAGAGCGAAAUCGACGGGCCCGAAAAGAAAGGGACCGAGACUAGCGAGAACAAAGAAACAUUCUGGACCCUGUGUCCGUACUGUUACUGCAUGUACGAGUACGAGAAGGUUUACGAGGAGUGUUGCCUGAGGUGCCAGAAUUGUCAGCGGGCCUUUCAUGGGGUGUCGAUCAAAUCGCCACCACAGAGCGUGCUCGUGGGGGAGGAGAACUACUACCGUUGUGGCUGGGGCUGUUUUCCUGUGGGGUGUGAAAAGGGUGCAGAGAAUGAUGGUGAUCGUGAGGGUAAAAACGACAGCGUUCAAGGGAAUGCGCGAAUGAGGAAUGUGAAGACUAAGGCGGGCCGGCGGGUGAUGAAGAACGUGAAGACUGUGGCGAGGAACACUGCGAAGAUAAUGGGGAGAGGGAUGAGUGGUAGGAAGAAUGGAAUGGAAAGAAUAAAUUUGAAUGUGGAAUGUGGUGACUCUGGUGAGGAUGAGUUGGAGUUCUUUGAGGGGGAUGAUGAUAUUUUUGUUGGUGUAGUAUUGGGUCGGCAGUGAUUA
Molecule: messenger RNA, 945 nt
Organism: Corylus avellana
Lineage: Eukaryota; Viridiplantae; Streptophyta; Magnoliopsida; Fagales; Betulaceae
Source: RefSeq, a predicted model, not a curated record